Molecule: messenger RNA, 3651 nt
Organism: Australozyma saopauloensis
Lineage: Eukaryota; Fungi; Ascomycota; Pichiomycetes; Serinales; Metschnikowiaceae
Gene: ADR1
Product: DNA-binding transcription factor
Exons: 1
Coding region: 1-3651 (1216 amino acids)
Biological process (GO): regulation of transcription by RNA polymerase II
Cellular component (GO): chromatin
Molecular function (GO): DNA-binding transcription factor activity, RNA polymerase II-specific; RNA polymerase II cis-regulatory region sequence-specific DNA binding
Source: RefSeq, a predicted model, not a curated record
AUGGUGUCUCUGGUACAGAUCCAGACCAACAACCAAUUGGACUUCCCCGUGCCCAACAUGCCCGACUCGCGCAUGUCGCCUGACACACCAACUCCUGUAGUCAAGAAGGAGCUCCCUAAGGAGUUGACCUCCCAUGGCACCACGCCGUCCGGCAAACCUCGGCUCUAUGUGUGCUCCAUCUGCACCAGAGCGUUUGCCCGCUUGGAACACUUGCAUCGCCACGAGCGGUCCCAUACCAAAGAAAAGCCUUUUACCUGUGGCGUGUGUCAGCGGAAGUUCUCCAGGCGAGACUUGCUUUUGCGCCAUGCCCAAAAGCUACAUGCGGGAUGUGCCGAUGCCAUUACUCGCUUGCGCCGUAAACUGUUGAAGAAUACACCGGGCUCACUUAAUGUCAACGAUUCGGAUCUGUAUUCCAAGGACAGCAACAACAACAACAUGUCGCCUUCUGUGAUCAACGGAGCCUCCGGAGGUCCAGGAGUGCCUCACUACAACCAAAAUAAUCCUCAAAUAUUGCCUCCGGGCUUCCCUACCCCAGGCGCCUCUCAUCGAGGCUCACAAGACUCUAUUAAUUUUAACGUGGACUUAUUUAGAGCAAAGGAAAAUUCUCAAAACGGACCCGUCACACCCCAGAAAAUGUCUCGUUCUGCCUCCGUCAAGGACCAGAAUUUGCAACGACAAAUAUUUGAUCGCAGAAAUAGAAACAGAGGUGCAUCUUUUUCGGCGCAAUCAGGGCCUAAUUACGCCACGGCUAUGGUCGAUCUCCACGACUCUUAUCCUGGUGACAAUGUGGAGUUUUCCACCCCACAGCUUAUGGCUUCUACUUCUGUCGAUGAAAGCUCGUGGUUGAAUAAUUUGUCUACUAUUCCCGGUAUGUCCGACUCUAAAUCUGGGAUCAAGCAUGGUUUCUCUCUAGAUAGCGAGAUUCCUCCUCAUAUGGCUGUGAUGGGACCAGGUCUCGGGAACGAUUUCUAUCGCUCUGAUAGCAUCGCUUCUAAUAAUUCAAUUGAUUCCUCAACAGCUCAUGCUCCGUUCUUGAACCAUACGGACAGCAUUAAUAAGCAGACCGGCUCUGCGGAUGAUGCAACACCCACUAAUGGCACACACGAAGAAGAAUACGGUUAUACUCUCUACGAUAUCCCCGAGUCCAUGGUCUCUAAACCAGCUUUCAAUUCUAGAAUCAACAGACCAUUGUCGCCUAUAAAGCAAGAACUCGAAGAUGAAUUGAUGGAUCUUGAUCAUACCAACGGAAUGAAAAAUAUGCAACAAUAUCCUGCAACAAUAACCGAGGGUGUUAAUUUUGACCUCAAUUUUCUCAAUGAUAUGGACGACUUAACUCAAGAUUUUGAUAUGGGUUCCAAAUUCCAGCCCAGUGGAUACUCUUUCUACGGAGACAAUCCUCUGGUAUCAUCUUCUGGUAUCGAGUCAACCUCUCCUCCACCCGCGUUUUUAUCACCCUCUUCGACGUCCUUGCACAGCGGGAAUUUGAACAUUACCUCAAAGCAGGCCAACUUUAUGGUUAAUCAAGGUCUUCCACUUGGUUUGAGUGGUAAGGGCAUGGACAUGGAGGCUCUCAUGUCUGCAAAGCAUUUCAAUAAAUCCGCUCUCCCUCAUUACAGCAGAACUGUCCUCUUCACGAGAAAUCUAAGACUGAUGAUUAAUAAGGCAAUGAGCAAGUACCCCAUCAGUGGUAUAAUGUCCCCCACAAUCCCCAGUAAUGAGAAAAUGGAAUUCUACCUGAAAAAUUUCAAAGAGAAGUUUUUGUCUCACUUUCCCUUCCUCCAUCCUUCCAAACUCAAUGAGUAUGAAAUAAUGGACAUGACAGCAAACGAAGACCCUCUGAAUGAAAGUGCCCGUGUUUGUAUGCCACUUCUUGUUGCUACAAUGGGGGCUUUGUUGGUGAAUGACAAAAAUGAUUCUGAACACUUGUACGAGGCUUCUAGAAGAGCAAUCCAUAUUUAUCUCGAAAGUAGAAAGAAUCUGGUGAACGGAAGCAAUGGAAGCUCGGGGCAACAAAAUUUGGUGAAUCCACUUUGGCUCAUCCAGUCCUUGACCUUGUCGGUCAUUUAUGGUUUAUUUUCAGACAACGAAAAUAACGUGUACAUCGUUAUAAGGCAGCUUAAUGCACUUAACUCUCUUGUCAAGACUUCAGUGAAAAGCAACAGAGAGUUCUAUUUCCUGGUGCAUGGCGCUGAAUCUGAUCAUUUGGCUCAAAACUCGAAUGGUUCUUUCACAAACCCCGAGAUAAAGUUUAAAAAUGCUAUUAAUGCACAAUCACAAGUGAGAAUUGUUUUGAUGAUCUACAAGCUCACAAACUUCAUUUUGAUGAUGUACAACGUUCCAUUGACUCUCAGUCUUAACGAUUUGGGUAAUAUAACCUGCCCGAACAUCAACGAAGAGUUUGUGUGGAGAUUCUAUGACUACAAUUCGUUUACGACAUACUUGAGCUCCAUCAAUAGUCCAAACGAUCUCGACUUCUACUUGCGGAAAGACGAGAAUAACACAAUCGUAUUCAAAGACCUUUUAAUGAAAUUGAUGAGCAGCGACUUCGGCCCAAUGAUUGUUACAAAAAUCUCAAACAUGAGCAAGUAUGGAUUUACGACAAUUGUUCAAGGAAUCUUCGAAAUAAAACAGUACGAAGAGAUGAAAAAUUUGGAUGUUGGAUCGAUUUUGGACAACUUAACCUUAUUUAUUGACUCGUCCAAAACCAAUGAAAACACGAGAUUCCCUCAAAAUGCCCAAAUUGACUUCGAGAAAUUAGACUGUGCAAUGCUCAUCAACUUUGUGAAGAUAUGCUCUAUUAUAGAUUUCAAACUCCUAAAGGAGCAAAGUUGGCUCAGAAAUUAUGAAGAGUUGACGCGCAACUAUUUCAAGUUUUUGCUCAACAUUGACAAUCUCAACGAUUUUGACCAUAUCAAGCUUAUUGACUGCUGCAUAAUUAUCACUAAGCUAGUUCUCUUUCGCACGGAUGAUGCAACAGUGGAGUUCAGCAACGGAAAACAGGAAAUUUUCCACUCCGAGCUUUCAUUUUUGGCAGGGGCUGACUACAUGGACCAAUUUAAAACUAUGAUCAAUGACUCUUUACAGCAUCAGUACAAUACAUGCGCCAAUUUCGAGAAGGCGGUCAGUUGGAAGGUGUUUGAUGAGGUUGAUAGUGCAAAAAACUCCAUCAAUUCUCAAAUGAUGUUCCAUGUAUUUACCAUUUUGUCGAUCUUUGCGGUACACAUUGCAAAGAGAAAUAAUCCUUCAACUGAUUUGGGUCGUCAUGCUAAUGCUAACUAUACCAAACAACUUAACCAGCGGUUCAUCAUCGUCUUGAGACUAAUGGCUAAGAUUGAAAGCUUCUUAAGAGCACAAUAUCAAUCACUCAGACAAGAAAAUGAUCUUACGAACUUAUACAUGUUUCUGUCAGGCAACGACGAAUUGCUUAGCAGCAACAUACUGGAUGAAGCUCAAAUGAAGGAAUUGCUCGAGAACAACAAUUUCUUCGCCUACAAGUUGGAGAAGUCGUUGUACAUCUUGAAGAUAGGAGAGCUAAUGAUGAAGUAUUUGUACGACACAAAUAUCAAGGUCUGCAUCUUCAAAAAAUUGAGUGGAAGUCUUUCUCAGAUUAGAAAGUUCUUGAUUGAUGGCGAAUCUAUGAUUUUACAGUAG